Molecule: messenger RNA, 2477 nt
Organism: Polypterus senegalus (gray bichir)
Lineage: Eukaryota; Metazoa; Chordata; Cladistia; Polypteriformes; Polypteridae
Gene: ssx2ipa
Product: synovial sarcoma, X breakpoint 2 interacting protein a
Exons: 14
Coding region: 265-2043 (592 amino acids)
Source: RefSeq, a predicted model, not a curated record
UGUAGGAGGGGGUGACGCGCUGAGAUCAGCUGCGGUCGUGGUGUUGAUCGUGAGGAGAUUACAUUAAUAACUGUACUCACGGAGUCGGACGCGGAGGGAUAAAACAUUCAGCAUUUGUUUACUUGGGCAAACCAGGAGGACUCUUCGGGUGUACGUCAUUUAAAACCAUGUAGCGAAUAAAUCACUAGGAAAUUUGUUUUCAUCACAUGGCAUGUGAAUGCCAAGCCUGAACCAGUUGCUCAUGUAUUUUUACUUUUCGUUGCUAUGGGAGAUUGGAAGACUGUAACAAUGCCAGAGCCUUUACCAGUUCUUGACCUUUCUAAUUAUGGCCCUACAUCUGUGAUUUCAUCAUUCGUGCAAACAUUGCCACCUUUAUCUCAAAACUCUUACAACCUUGUUAGUGCUUUUUGUACGGAUGAAAAUAUUGGACAAUGUCUUACCUACAUUAAUCAGGAAAUAUCUUCUCUGGGCUUUCAACCAAUUUCCAAUGAUACCAGGGGUAACAGUGAUCUUAAUUUGGUGUCUGUGUUAAAUGUCAUAUAUGAAUUACUUCAGCUUCACAAAAAAGGUCUAAGAACCAUGGAGGACAUGGAAAAUGAACAGCUUAAGUCAAGCAGUGACAUGGACCAUCUCCAGAACAGCCAUUCAAAACUUAAGGAACAACUGGAGUUAUGUAGAAGGGAAAAUAAGUCAUUUCAAGAAAGAGAGCGGCAAGUGCAUCUUAAGAAUAAAAGUUUGCAGAAUUCCUUGAAGAAUGAAAAAGAGGAGGUUCAAAAGCUUCAGAAUGUAAUUGCAAGCCGCGCCUCUCAGUACAAUCAUGAUAUGAAAAGGAAAGAGCGAGAAUUCAGUAAAGUAAAAGAACGUUUGAAUCAAAUCCUUAUUGAUAAAAAGGAUAAAAAGAUGGCCAUUGAAGUUCUGAAUUAUGUGGGACGACCAGAUGGAAAAAGAAGUGUUUGGAAAACGGGGAAAACUGAGGCUAGAAAUGAAGAAGAGAUGUACAAAGUUCUUCUCGGUGAUUAUGAGCAUCGUCUGAAAGACCUAAUGAUAGAAAAUGCAGAACUCAAAAAAGUAUUGCAACAGAUGAAGAAGGAGAUGAUGACAAUUUUGCAUCCUCAAAAGCAUGAAUUCAAGGAGAAAAAGGAAGAGAGCAUUGAUCCAGUUGCAUCUGACGAUGAAGAGGAACCUGGUGAAAACAGCAAAGAAUAUGGUCUUGAUCUCUCUUGUGAAUUGGCACGGGAAAAGCUCACAAACAGCAUACGACAACAAUGGCGAAUGCUCAAAAAUCAUGUGGAAAAACUAGACAAUCAAGCUGCCUUAAUGCAGAUGGAUGUCCAGAAUGAAUGUAAUGUAGUUUCCCGUGAGAUUCAUGAGGAAGAAGUAGAUAAAUUGAAACUGGAAAUUCAGCAGUGCAAAGAUUUUAUUAAAACUCAACAGCAACUAUGGCAGCAACAAGUCAAUUCCCCAUGUGAUGAAGAAACAUCAUCACUUCUACAAGAUUGUUAUUUAUUAGAAGAAAAGGAAAGAUUAAAAGAAGAAUGGAAGCUGUUUGAUGAACAAAGAAAAAAUUUUGAAAAAGAGCGUAAGAAUUUUACAGAGGCUGCUAUCCGAUUAGGUCAUGAGAGAAGAGCAUUUGAGGAAGACAGAGCUAGCUGGUUAAAGCAUCAGUUUUUGAAUAUGACUCCUUUCAUUGAUCGUAAAAGACCACAGACUUCAAAACAUCCAUUUGCAUUUUCUGCUAGUACAGAGCCAGAAGUAAGAAAUUUGCAUAGUUCGCCACAAACCAUGAAGUCUGCUGUCACAAACAUACCUACACCCAAAUCCCAACCGUCAUUGAAAAUGCCAAGCACUCCUGAUCUCUACCAAACUUUGUGCCUUAUUCCAAACAAAAGCUCUCCAGAAAUCCAGCCAAAGCGAAGCAGUUUGCAAGAUCCAAAUGCUAGAUUAUACGGUGGUGAACUGUCCACUCCUAGGACAAGACACUCCUUCAACUCCGAUAACUAUUUUAUUUAUUGUGUGUCUAGAGAUGAGAAUACUUUAAAAUGAUUGAUUUUUGUGUUUUUUUUUUUUUUUCUCAAAGAUUUGUGUAGCUUUUUCUGUUUUGAUUCUUUCAUUUAAUGUGCUCCAUGUAGGAUGAACAUUGUUUUAUCCUUUUCUCAGCAAGAUUUUUCUGAGCUACAUUGAAUUUUUUUUUUUGUCUUUUGAUUUUUAAGUUUUGUUUAGCUGUAUAAUUCUUGUGGAUUUUUUAUAUGAAAUUGGGGAAAGAAUUUUAUUCUUUUUAUAGCCAUCCAUUUCAGUAAAUAGUAUCUUUAGAGUGAUGUUAAUGAUCAGGUAAGAAUAAAGAUUGAAUGAAUGUAGAGCAUAUGAUUUUCAGCAGGAACUUGAAAUGAAAUAUUGCAAUUAGCACUUUCUACAUUUAAAGCUGAGACUUAGAAAAACAUUUAAUAUUUCCUUGAAUAUUUUUAUAUAGUGUAUGUGUG